This is a messenger RNA of Sinocyclocheilus grahami, 3273 nucleotides long. It is a transcript of the gene rtknb, whose product is annotated as rhotekin b. NCBI's taxonomy places the organism in Eukaryota, Metazoa, Chordata, Actinopteri, Cypriniformes, Cyprinidae. Gene Ontology annotation, cellular component: actomyosin contractile ring. The transcript is spliced from 11 exons. The record is from RefSeq and is a predicted model, not a curated record. The coding region runs from base 461 to 1768 and encodes 435 amino acids. Gene Ontology annotation, biological process: signal transduction; actomyosin contractile ring assembly; septin ring organization.
UCAGCUGUUAAUACUCAAAAUGAUUAGAAUCAAAAGAUAAUACGGUUUAGGUUGCAGAUGCUUCCAGUGAUCCAAAAAAUGUUCUAAAAUGUGGAUACGUCUGAAGGGAGGAUUCGUUUUUUAAACCAAUAUACGCGCCCUGGCGGAAUCAAACCUUGUGUGCAAUGGGAAAACAUUUAACAGCCUACCAAAGUUAUGUUCACUAAAUCACAAUAAUGGGGUCGCUGUUUCAGUGAGUGUUCAAAACUUCAAGCGCCACCCAUACCACGGACUCGGACUGGGGAAAACACACCCUAGUUAUCCAUAGCUGUUGCAACAUGUCCAGUAGGAUUUUAUACUAAUGGCGCUUUUCAGAUAUAUAUCUAAGCAUUUGGGACGGGGUUUAUGUUUAUUUUAAUGCAGUAGUUAACCGCUUCGGUCGGUUGGUCGCUUGAGUUGGGAUUUUCAACCUACAGCACUCAUGUUCUGCAGAAACCAGACUUCCAGAGCCACUGUGGCCCGUGGAUCCGCGAUGGAGAUGGAGGUGAAGAGAGGCCGGUUCCGCCUGAGCGUGCUGGAGGAUUCCGCACAGGACUGUGAGGUUCAGAGACGGAUCGAGAGAGAGGUGAGGAUCAGAGAAGGGGCCUGUAAGCUUUUAGCUGCGUGUUCUCAGAGAGAUCAGGCUCUGGAAGCUUCCAAGACUCUCCUCACAUCCAACAGCCGCAUACUGGCCCUUAUGACCCAGCUGCAGCGCAUGAAGGAAGCCCAGGCCAUGCUGAGAGCAGGACGGAGGUCAUCUGAUGGUGAGUCUGUUGAUAAGCGAUUACCUUGUACUGGAAAAGUAGCCAUUUCAGAUAUCCGCAUUCCUCUCAUGUGGAAAGAUUCAGAGUAUUUUAAAAACAAAGGAGAGCUGCACCGGUGUGCUGUGUUCUGUUUGCUGCAGGUGGGGACAGAGAUUCACGAUACAGAUCUCGUAAUAGUGGACAGGACGCUCACAGACAUCUGUUUCAAUGAACCAGUGAUAUUCACUGACGUACCUCCAGGCUUUGACCUGCGGGUGGAGCUCUACAGCUGCUGUGUGGAGGAGGAAUUCAGCAUGGGCUUCUCCACUCGGAGGCUGAGCCGGCUGGGAAGUGCCUCCAGUAAGAAGUUCAUGGCAACUUUAGAGACAGCAGCUUCCUGCAGUUCCCACAGCAGCGGAACCGGAUCACCCGGAGUAGAAUCACCGGUUCUGCUGCCUGCUCUGUCUGUACGCACUGACGUACCUCCAGGCUUUGACCUGCGGGUGGAGCUCUACAGCUGCUGUGUGGAGGAGGAAUUCAGCAUGGGCUUCUCCACUCGGAGGCUGAGCCGGCUGGGAAGUGCCUCCAGUAAGAAGUUCAUGGCAACUUUAGAGACAGCAGCUUCCUGCAGUUCCCACAGCAGCGGAACCGGAUCACCCGGAGUAGAAUCACCGGUUCUGCUGCCUGCUCUGUCUCUAAAUCCAGUUAGAAUUUGGGUGGACGGAUGUCAUGAAAAUAGCACAUCUGAAGACACGCAUAACUGGAUGGAAGCUUUCUGGCAGCAUUUCUAUGACAUGAGUCAGUGGAAACAGUGCUGUAAUGAGCUCAUGAAGAUUGAGGAACCUUCUCCAAAGAAAAUGAUGGUGACAUUAACACAAGGCUCCCUGUAUCAUGAAAUGGUUACGUCGCCAUCCACCAAGACCAGAAACCAUCUGCAACCCCUGAACAGACCUGUUUCUUCUGAAAUCCAAAGCCUGCUGUCCACCUAUUAUAAUGACAGUUACUGAAGGAUCGAACAUGAAAACUAAAGAGAAAACCUGUUUUGUGCACAGCUCAACACACCCAGUAUAUUACAGCACACACAAAUCUUUUUUUGGGAAAACUUAAUUUAGAUUUAUUUUUUCAUAUUUGUUUGCUAAAUCCAACAUGCACACCCAUGUACAAAAUACCGUAUUGGCUUAAAACUCUGAUUGUCAUUAUCAAAAAAUUGACCCUAAUAUUACAUGACAGUUUCCCACUUUUUAGCUACUUACCAUAUAAAUAAAUGUAUAAUAAUAAAGAAACUUUGACUUAAAAUCAUGUGAGAAUUAAUAGUGUUACAAGAGACAAUAAACCAGCGCACCUGCGUAGGAAUUUGUUUGCCAGGAACAACAGCUAAUUAUACAGUUUAGUGUAAUUAUGGAAAGGUAAAUUGAUCAGGUAGCAUUCCAAAGAGCUGUUUAGUAAAUUCCCAGUAUACAGUUGUUAAGGACUGAAAAACAUGUAUCAAAAUCUAUUAAAAAGUAUAUCAGCGUAUGCAUAUGCAUGUACAGCAUGGUAUUUUCUCUCUUUUUUAGGGCAAAUUUCUUUUUCAAUGCUCUGUAAAGGUCUGGCUCUUUAUGUUUGAUUCUACAAGCCUGUAUUGGCAAGUGUAACUUGAUCCUGUCACUGGAUUUAAAUCACUCACCUUUAAAAUUGACUGGAACCAUUUUUACUUGCUACAAGCUAUGGAAAUCCUGCAUGACAAGAGUUUGACAGUUUGUUUUUGUUUUUGUUGUUUUUUCAGUCAUAGUAAUUCCUCAAGUGGUACAAAUUGAGCAACUCAAGUUUCAUGCCAAACCUUUAAAUGAUUUAAAACAGAUAUUAAAUUCAAAUGAUCCUUAUCUUCUCUUAAUACAAAUCAGUCAAACAGCCAACCAACCAACACCGUUUCAAAUCGUUAUGAAUAUAGCCCUCAUCUCUAAACCUUACCUGAAUUUUAAUUUUAGAUGUAUCAAGAUCAGUGUCAAGUUGUCAGUGAUAGCUGGAAGGGUAAGCCCUACAGCAUCUUGACUUACUGUAGUUUGUAUUACAUAAGAAAUGGAAUGCAUUGAUUAAAUAUUUUCACUGAUACUGUUCCUUUCUGAGAACAUUGUUUUGAAUAGCAAGCUAAAAUUGUUGACUGAUUUGUCUUAUUGUAAGAUUUGUAACCCUUUUAGCAAUUGUUUUAGAAGUUAAGGCUGUUUAUAUUAAUAAUUCAGCAGUACUACCAAAAGUAUUAUUCACUUAUGUAAUAUGAGGUGAUGUGACUCAUUGGCUAAUAAUUUGGCUGGUGGUAACCCAAAGGUUGUAGGUUCAAAUCCAAGGAGAAGCCACCUGCCACCAUUGUGUCCAUGAAAAAGAUGUCACAUUGCUUCAUGGAAUCUUUGUUCCUGCUCUUUCUGAACAGACUGUAGUUGGAAUAUAGGUACAAAUCUGUUGUUUCAUUAUUUAUAUGACAAUUAUGUGUUAAUAGUACCAUGAUAAUAAAAUGAACGAUUGGAAAUCCCCAUCA